This is a messenger RNA of Opisthorchis viverrini, 1245 nucleotides long. RefSeq lists its product as hypothetical. NCBI's taxonomy places the organism in Eukaryota, Metazoa, Platyhelminthes, Trematoda, Opisthorchiida, Opisthorchiidae. The record is from RefSeq and is a predicted model, not a curated record. Bases 1 to 1245 code for a protein of 414 amino acids. The transcript is spliced from 5 exons.
AUGCAUAGUGACCAACGAUCAGAAUUUGUCACAAUUAUCCCGUUGUCGAUCGAGAAGCUGUCGACUGGCAAUCCGGCAAUAUUCCAACUCCGUAUCUUCACUGGAUCUCCAAGCGUGUCCGCGAUACGAAACACUUCAGAGCAAGGAACUUCCAAUUUGAUACACAGUUCGUGCCAUUCCUGUGAAAUUCCGGCUCGAAAGUCCACGGUGAAUGGUCCCAGUCUUCUGAGACAUCUAAAAAAUGGUCACUCAGCUGUCCUGUCUAGGCUUGGGCAACCGGACAGCAUUCCAGCCCUCGUGCUUUCUUCGGGUAGCAUGGCAGUUGAUCCUGAAGAGCCUGGAAUUUGGCCUGUACUUCAUCCAGAGCCGCUUUCUUUUCCGCCAACCUGGCCAUCUAAGAGUGAAAAUAUUUACCAUGCUUGGUAUGACGAUAUAAAGAAGGGUGGAGAAGUUCUGAGAGAAUGCAACGGGAAACUAUCUGUACCCAUGGUUCAAGAUCCAAUAGACAAUGAAAACAGUCUGUGUCUCCAUUGGAGUGUGACAGAAAACAAGAACAGAGAGAGAGAGAAGAGAGAGAAAGAGAGAGAGAGGAAAACAUACCAUUACUUACCAGUAGGUCCCACCAACAGCAAUGGGAUCCGAUUGAUGGUGUACAAAUUGAGGAAGAAGUUCAUUCGUGCUGUUUCUAUUGUUGUCACAAUAAUCUCACUGGAGUCAGAUUCGUUCUGUGGGAUGGGAGAUGCCGGGGAGCCGGCAUUUUCACCGCCAUCUAUCCCCUCGGUCUUGGGUAUCGGUUCCGAUGAGGGUAGAAUAAAUUGGCUCCACUCCUGCCACGAGCCUGCGGAUCGUUUGUCGAACCAGAAAUCGUACACGGUCAAUCGUUCAGGCACCGAGUUACCCUUUAAGGAACCUUAUAUAUGUGUAGAACCAACAAUGGUUGUGUUUCUUGAUCUGAAAGCUGCCUCUGACUUUGUGUACCGUCAGGUACUCUGGCAGUGUCUGUGGAGCAAAUUGCUGACCCUCCUUAAGGUGCUGUACGCCAACUCCCGCGGUCGUGUAGAGGUCUACGGGAAGCUCUCUCCUGAGUUCACCACAUCAAGUGGUGUCCGACAGGGCUGUCCUCUUUCACCUUUCCUCUUCAACUUCGUCAUUGAUACGAUCAUGGAAGACUCAAUACCAGCCUCUUAUGCUUGUGAGAUCGAAGUGCUCCCGGGGCCUCCGCUAACAAAUAUCAAACAAUAUUAA